AUGCUUGAAGGUGAUCGAGAGUUUCCUUCAAGCAUCGAUCCAUGUGACCUUCGCAGAGAAUCAUACGCGUUUAUAUGUAUUACAACAGGGAAAAACUUAAACUCGUUUUCGAUGCAAUCUUUAUUUUUAAAAUUGAAAAUUCAUAAGUCAGUUGAACCAAUAAUAACGCAACCUGUUUGGUGUCAUCGAGAAGAUAUAUAUUUCGAUACUGCAAUUAUGUUUCAACUCAAGCAACUCCAGUUUCCACCGGAAGAAUUGGAUAUAUCAUUCGAAUUACAUGCUAGACAUUUAGUAACUUCUCAACAUCUUGGAACAUGUCGUUGUCCGUUGAUAGAAUCUCAUUUAGCAGAAGAUUUUAGGAAACCAUUAUAUUAUUUUUACAAACAAGCACAUCUUCCAUUAGUAGAUACUAGAACAGGAGAAAGACUUGCGAAAUUUGUUAUUACAAUUGCAUUUGGUUAUGAAGAACAUUUGGAUUAUGUUGAACCUUCAAUUAAAUUCAAUUCAGUGCUUUUAAAAUACAAAGGUGAUCAUCAUGAAGUUCCUUUUCCCUAUGCAUUCAAAACUGUUUCAGACAUCGAAGAAAAUUGGAAAUUAUUUGCGAUGGCAGAAGGUUGGAGCCCGCCUGCUAAGCUUCAAUUGGUUGAUUUUAGCAAAAACUCUGUUACAAUAGAUCCAGAGGAAGAAGAAGAAUCAAAUGAAAAUAAUCUAACGAAUAACCUCGAUAUAUCAGCAAAUACUGUCAUAUUUAGAAGUACUGAUACUCCUAAGAUUCUUUCUCCAUGCAUUACUCCAGUUAAAGAAAUUAAUAAAAUUCUUGAUCAAGAUAUUUCGCAUGAAAAGCGAAUUGAUACAUUCAUACAAAGGAAAAUUAUACAAAUGUCAACUCCUAAGACAGAACCACGUAAAUUCAUAAAUGCACGAGCAAGAUCUUUAACAAUUUCUCCAAUUGACAAGAUUCGAUGCUUUUCUACACCGGCACCAGCAGAUUAUGUUGGUUCUCCAAUAAGAAGGAGUCCAUCAAUUGACAGAAUUAUAAAUGGAGAAGAUAAUAUUAUGGAUCUUCAUUUUUCCAAUUCAAGCGACGAUGAUGAUGCUGAUAUAUUCAUAACUCCCAAAAAGAAUCAAAAAUUAAAGCGGAAUUAA
Messenger RNA from Trichomonas vaginalis G3, 1146 nucleotides. RefSeq lists its product as uncharacterized. The record is from RefSeq and is a predicted model, not a curated record. The coding region runs from base 1 to 1146 and encodes 381 amino acids. The transcript has a single exon. Lineage: Eukaryota; Parabasalia; Trichomonadida; Trichomonadidae.